UGCUUAUAACAUAAAGUAAUAGAAACAAGAAUCAGGAUGUGUUUUCUGAUUAUUAAAUGAAGAUAACUUUUAAAAAAAAGCGUGUUUUGGUUAAAAUUUCAGGAGUCAUAACACCGUGUGGGGUAAGUGAUAAGUUAAAAACAUGUAACACGUUUAAGGGUUCAUUCCUAUCUGCAUAUAGUUUGACACCAGCCUCAUCCCCCAUGAUUCCUUCUCUGCCCAGAUAAGUUUCUACUACGGACUUGUUUUGACAAUCAUAGAUGUUGCUUCUGGCUGGUUGUGCAUUAUGACAGUGGUUGAUCAAACAAGAUUGGAGCUUUCAGCAUUUAUUUGAGAGUCCUUCUAUUUCAUCUCUGAUAGUCUUCAGUCUUGUUCUGUCAGUUUGUCCUUUGGGCCUGUUUCCAUCACCAGAUUGUGAGCAACGGUGAUGAUGUGUAAUUUUGGUGUCCAACGCUUGAUUCUUGUACAGAGCCAAGAAAAAGAUCAUGCAGGAGUUAACAUUUUACAUUUUGCUAGCGCCAGAAUAUGACUGUAUUUGAAAAUUGGACGCAGAAGGAAACAUGGCAGGAGUUGGUCAGAAUUUUACUUUUCAUUUGCGUCCUACACAGUGAUGUGAAAGUUUUGAAAAUAAAGGCUUACUCAAAAUGCAUUUUUAUGUUUUCUCCAGAAAAAAGACAACACAUCCAGAUUAGUAAACCUUGUUAUUAUUACUCUGUCACAGACAUCAGAUUGGGGCAGUUUUGCUAUUUGAAUUGUGAUGUAUCCCAUUAUACUGAUGCUUAACCCUGAAGAGCCUGACCCAUCAAAAAAUACCCAGAAAAUUCUAUUUUCUUUUAAUUUGAGAUGUUUAUAAACCUUUUUUAAACAAUCCAUUUAAAAAAUUCAAAAUUGCCGUAUCAAUUUGUUUAUGAUACAUUUGGCAACUUUUUGCUCACAACAGUGUUGAUUUUAGCAACAAAAACUAGUUUUGUUGUAUUUAUUUUACUAUUCAUCAUGCUGAUGAAAUAGAGGUCUCAGAAACUCAUGUAGCAAAUAUGAUACAGAUGGUUAUAUUGGGUUAAAGAUGACUGUAGAAUGAAAACAAGAUUUGGCUUUAGAUUGUAACAUCUGUAGUGAAUGUUAAGUCGAUGUGGUUGCAGUUUUUAACGUGGCUGAAAUGUGUUUUUCAGCCCUGGGAGUUUGAAUGUGGCUAUCCCCUGUACUUACAGAAUAUAUAGUGGCUCAACAUUGUUGGAAAAGGUACAAAUUCAACCCAGCCCUGUGUACUUUAAGGGCCUGUAACUUGGAAAAUAUUCACAUUAUGAUGGUGGAAUUUUGUUUAGCUUCAUGAAAUAGUCUGCAAUUUUGGUACAAAGAAAGCUGCUGAUUAUUAGAGGCUCAGAUUUUUUCCCAGCUUUGGUUGCUUUUAUAUGAAACGACCCAUUACAAACGUCACUUUCAGAGUCUGUCAUUCACUGUGGACGUGCGCCCCCCGCUGCCGCUCCUCCAGUACUGCACUCUGACUGCUUCUGUCCAAGGUCCUGAAACGAGUUUCUAACUACCAUCUCCCUCAUCUCGGGGCUAUUUCUGAUUAUUAUUCUCCUCUAGAACUAAAGCAUCGCAGCAGAUUCCCACAGAGCUGCAGGGCUUCUCCACCUCCACCUUCCCGUCGACAGAUUUCCACUGUCAUCCUUUUAAACGGCUCAGCUGCUUUAAUCCUGCCGGCUGACCACCGCGGACAUGGGCACGCGUUUCUCUUAAUAUUCCUCCCCUUAUUACGUGCCUGCGCAGAUAAACGGCAAACUGCAGUAUUUUUUAAAUUUAUUUAUUCACUCGCAGUAAGAAAUUACCAGAAAGCGGCUUUAAUUGGAUUUCCAGGCAACAAGCAGGAGGAGGGCAGCAGAAUGGCCCGCAGCCUCUCAGCUGCACCGACGCUCUGCAUGUGGAUAUGAAAUGACAGGCUGCAGAUGGUUCUGCUUCUGUUUUAUUCACUUAUUUAUUUCACCCGGGAAAGCUGGAUCUAUAUCUGUGAUCCAUCGCAGAUACACUGAGGAGUUGAUGGUUCGUUUUUCUUAAAAGAGUUCGUGGUGUUGAACUACAGAAAUGGACGCGGCAAAGAAAGGUAAUGUACACAGCAACAGCAUGCAAAGUUAUGCAUAACAACAUGGUUAAGAUCACUGCACUGUAUCCUCAAUAGAAAUAACAGAAAUGUAGAAGAUAAAGGUCUUCUGAUUGGUCAUGUUAGUAGUAGGAGUUUCUCUUCUUUCAAAGUGACAGCAUAUACUCUUACAGUAACAGCUGGCAUCGUAUUCAAAGUUUUCUUACUAGGACACACAGUUUAUGCUCUUUCCUGCCCAUAUUUUCAGGCUACUCCUCUGUGGUUUGUUCACGGAUGAGUUGAUAAAAGCACCCGCAGGCUUAUUCUCAGUGCAGGGCCUUGUCAACAGGUGUUCAUGUGCCUACUUGGGGAUAGUGCUGGGCUAAGUGCCACGCUGCUCCCAAUAAAGAAGUAGGUCACAUCUGGUCUUAUAAGAUCUCCUUUCCUAAUUAUGUUAGAUAAUAAAAUGUGCGCUGAGACAAGAAAUAUGGACAUGACCUGGUGUGACCCAGGACUGAAAAAUGUGCUCUGUAGAGUUUCCCAUAAGGUUGUUGUGUUGUUUGUAUGAAUCACCCACUGCUCUUUUAGCCAGUUUCUACACAGAUGAAACACUUCUUCAUUUGCUCACAUUACAACAGUUCAGCUCAUGUAUCUUUAAGCCUGCUGUCCAUAAUGAAAAUUUCAUGUUCAUGAUGCUUGAAAAUCAAAUAUUUUCCUCAUUUUGUGCUCUAUUCUUUCAUUUUCUGACAGAUGCCCCCCCUGGGGGCGAUGCAGGCAAAUCAGACACCCUUGGGUCAACUGGCUCGUCCAGAAAAAGAGGAGGGGGGGCCAAGAAGGCGAUGCAGGCCAACAAAUCUGCCCUCAGGGCCCCCCGAGCGCUGUGCUGCCUCACUCUGAGCAACCCCAUCCGCAUGGCAGCCCUGGCCCUAGUGGAGUGGAAGCCCUUUGAUAUUUUCAUUCUGCUCGCCAUUUUUGCCAACUGUGUUGCCAUGGGUGUCACCAAGCCGUACCCAGACGAUGAUUCCAACGCUACAAACCACCAACUUGAACAAGUUGAGUAUGUCUUCCUCGUCAUCUUCACCAUUGAGACUUUCACUAAAAUCCUCGCCUACGGCUUAGUCAUGCACCCCAGCGCCUACAUACGCAGCGGCUGGAACUUGCUUGACUUCAUUAUCGUCAUCGUCGGGUUGUUCAGUGUGAUAGCGGAGGGCAUGACGGAUCAUAAGCCAGGAGAGGCCCAUCACGCUGCAGGAAAACCCGGAGGCCUGGAUGUCAAAGCUCUCAGAGCAUUCAGGGUGCUGCGACCGCUUCGACUCGUAUCUGGAGUGCCGAGUUUACAGAUUGUGUUGAACUCCAUCAUGAAAGCCAUGGUUCCUCUUCUCCACAUUGGUAUGCUGGUCAUGUUUGUCAUCAUCAUCUAUGCUAUCAUUGGUUUGGAGCUUUUUAUCGGCAGGAUGCACAAAACGUGCUACUUCGUGAGCACAGGUCUCAUGGUGGAGGACGAUCCUUCUCCUUGUGCGUUUGCUGGAAGUGGCCGCUUUUGUGUCGGCAACGGGUCCGAGUGCAGGGGCAAGUGGGAGGGUCCCAAUGGCGGGAUCACAAACUUUGACAACAUCUUCUUUGCCAUGCUGACAGUUUUCCAGUGCAUCACCAUGGAGGGUUGGACCGAUGUGCUCUAUUGGAUGAAUGAUGCCAUUGGCUACGAGAUUCCGUGGAUUUAUUUUGUUUCUCUGGUCAUCUUUGGAUCAUUUUUCAUCAUCAAUCUCGUAUUGGGUGUGUUGAGCGGAGAGUUCUCUAAGGAAAGAGAGAAGGCCGUGGCUCGUGGUGAGCUGCAAAAGGCUCAGGAGAGCAAGCAGAUGGAGGAGGACAUGAUAGGCUACAUGGACUGGCUCAUAGAGGCAGAGGAUGUGGAUGAAGAAGGAAACAAACGUGCUGCAAUUGCAAAGAAAAAGAUGAUGAAGAAGUUCGGCUGGUACAAACGCAGUGAGGAUGGAGGAGAGUCAGACUCUGAUGACGAUAUAGCUUAUCUUGAUGAUGACAACGGCUUCUGCGCUUCUCUCAUGGCAAAGUUGAUGGCCAAUAGCUUCUGUGACCAGCUGUGCCAACUGAACCACACUUUCAGGAAGAACUGCCGCGUUGCCGUCAAGACCACUAACUUCUACUGGCUGGUUCUUCUGCUGGUGUUUCUCAACACAGUGGCCAGCGCCUCUGAGCAUUACGGACAGCCGAAGUGGCUCACAGAAAUGCAAGAGCGAGCCAAUAAGAUCCUGCUGCUGCUGUUCACGCUGGAGAUGUUGAUGAAGAUGUACGCCUUCGGUCUGCAGAUCUAUUUCAUGGCGCUGUUCAACCGCUUUGAUUGCUUUGUGGUGUGUGGUGGCAUUCUAGAGACACUGCUGGUGGAGUUUGAUGUCAUUCCGCCCAUCGGCAUCUCUGUGCUGCGCUGCAUCCGACUGCUCAGGAUAUUUAAGAUGACUCGACACUGGGCUGCUCUGUCAGAUCUGGUCAAUUCGCUGCUCAACUCCAUGAAAGCUAUCUGCUCCCUUCUGCUCCUGCUCUUCCUCUUCCUCAUCAUCUUCGCCCUGCUGGGGAUGCAGCUGUUCGGAGGCAAAUUCAACUUUGACGAAACUCAGAUGAAGAGAAGCACAUUUGACUCGUUCCCUCAGGCUCUGCUCACUUGUUUCCAGAUCCUCACCGGAGAGGACUGGAACGCUGUGAUGUAUGACGGCAUUAUGGCGUACGGAGGGCCGAUCUUCCCUAACAUGGUCGUGUGCAUAUAUUUUGUCAUCCUCUUUGUCUGUGGUAACUACAUCCUGCUCAAUGUCUUCUUGGCUAUCGCUGUCGACAACUUGGCAGGAGGUGGAGGAAAGAAAGCAGUCGAAGAGAAAAAGGAAGAGGAAGAAGAGUGGGAUGAGGAUGAAGAGAAAGAGGAUGAAGAUGCAGGGAACGAGGAGGAUGACUGGCAGGAAAACGAGGAGCUGCGAGCCAUCGAGGGACUUGAGGGCGUUGCUCCAUUAAAGCCUGAUUUCUCCGGGCCCAAAGAAAAGAUUGUUCCAAUACCUGAUGGAAGCUCCUUCUUCAUUCUUGGAAAGAAAAACUGUUUACGAGUCGCCUGCCACAACCUCAUCCAUCAUCCCUACUUCACCAACUUCAUCCUCAUCUUCAUCAUCCUCAGUAGUAUUUCACUGGCUGCUGAGGAUCCCAUCAAAUCCCACUCAUUCAGGAAUAUUGUGCUCGGAUAUGCUGAUUAUGUAUUCACUUCGGUUUUCACUGUGGAGAUCGUACUAAAGAUGACGGUCUACGGAGCUUUUCUGCACACCGGCUCCUUCUGCAGAAACGCCUUCAACCUUCUCGACCUGCUGGUUGUCAGUGUGUCGCUCACAUCUUUCUUCCUACACUCAAGCGCUAUCUCUGUGGUGAAGAUUCUCCGAGUGCUUCGAGUGCUCAGGCCUCUUCGAGCCAUCAACAGAGCAAAGGGACUGAAGAAUGUGGUGCAGUGUGUGUUUGUGGCGAUCCGCACCAUCGGCAACAUCCUGAUUGUCACAACACUCCUUCAGUUCAUGUUCGCUUGUAUUGGAGUGCAGCUGUUCAAGGGCAGAUUCUACAGCUGCACUGAUGAAGCCAAACACACUCCAUACGAGUGCAAGGGAACAUUUGUGGUCUACAAAGACGGAGACAUGAACCACCCCAUGGUCAGAGAGCGGAUUUGGCAAAACAGCGACUUCAACUUUGACAACGUGCUGAUGGGCAUGUUGGCUUUAUUCACUGUGUCGACGUUUGAAGGCUGGCCACAGCUCCUUUACCGGGCUGUGGAUGCCAACGCCAUAAACCGAGGUCCUAUUUACAACUACCGAGUAGAGAUCUCCAUCUUCUUCAUCAUCUACAUCAUCAUCAUCGCCUUCUUCAUGAUGAACAUAUUUGUGGGUUUUGUCAUCAUCACAUUUCGAGAGCAAGGAGAAGCCGAGUUCAAAAACUGUGAACUCAACAAAAAUCAACGUCAGUGUGUGUAUUAUGCACUGAAAGCUCAACCUAUAAAGAUUUACAUCCCCAAAAACCCAUCCCAGCUCAAAUUCUGGAAGAUUAUCAACUCCAGUCAGUUUGAGUACGUCAUGUUUGUUCUGAUUCUGGGAAACACCCUCACUCUGGCUGUUCAGCACUACGAGCAGUCCAAGCUCUUCACCUCCAUCAUGGACAUCCUCAACAUGAUCUUCACGGUGGUUUUCACCAUAGAGAUGAUAAUCAAGCUACUGGCCCUGCGGGCUCAUCACUAUUUCAUUGAUCCUUGGAAUUCAUUUGAUGCGUUGAUUGUCGUGGGGAGCGUGUUGGACAUUGCAGUCUCUGAGUUUAGCGGAGGAGGCGGCCACGGUGAGGGUGGUGGGAAAGGAGAAAGUGGAAAAGUGUCCAUCACCUUCUUCCGUUUGUUCCGAGUGUUGAGGUUGGUCAAACUGCUCAGCAAAGGAGAGGGCAUUCGAACUCUCCUCUGGACUUUUGUGAAGUCUUUGCAGGCUUUACCUUACGUUGGCCUCCUCAUCGCUAUGAUCUUUUUCAUCUACGCUGUGAUCGGCAUGCAGACGUUUGGGAAAGUGGCCGUUGAUGACGACACACACAUCAACAGAAACUGCAACUUCCAGACUUUCUUCAUGGCUGUUCUGGUACUUUUUAGGUGUGCCACAGGAGAGCAGUGGCAGGAGAUCAUGUUGGCAGCUCUGCCCGGCAGACGCUGUGACCCAGAAUCUGACACUGAGCCUGGUGAAGAGUUCAGCUGUGGUAGCAACUUGUCCUACAUCUACUUCAUCAGCUUCUUCAUGCUCUGUGCUUACCUGAUUAUCAACUUGUUCAUUGCUGUUAUCAUGGACAACUUUGAAUAUCUAACAAGAGACUGGACCGUGCUGGGGACUCACCAUCUGGAUGAGUUUAAGAGAGUUUGGUCUGACUAUGAUCCAGAGGCCACCGGUCGAAUAAAACACAUUGAUGUGGUCACUAUGCUGCGCAGGAUUCAGCCUCCCCUUGGUUUUGGAAAACUAUGUCCUCAUCGUGUUGCUUGCAAAAGACUGGUCGCUAUGAAUGUCCCGCUGCAUGCUGAUGGGACCGUCACUUUCAACGCCACUCUCUUUGCUCUGGUGCGAACUUCACUCAAGAUCAAGACUGAAGGGCCCAUCGACCAGCAGAAUGAAGAGCUGAAGGUGAUUAUUAAGAAGCUCUGGAAACGCACAAAGCCUAAACUCAUCGAUGAAGUCAUUCCUCCCCCUAGAGGGGAUGAGGUGACGAGUGGGAAGUUCUAUGCCAGCUUCUUGAUUCAAGACUAUUUUAAAAAGUUCCGCAAGAGAAAAGAGAGAGAGAGGAAAUCCAAAAGGAAGGACAAAGCUGCUUCUCUGCAGCAAGGGCUGCGGACGCUGCAGGACUUGGCUCCAGAGAUGCGUUUGGCGAUGGCCUGUGACCUGGAAGAGGAGGAGGCCACAGAAGGAGAGAUGACGGCUGAUGAGAUAUUCGACAGUGGAACUUCAGCGAACACGACUCCCGCCAGCACUCCGAUGCCUCGUCUAGACAUGCUGGUGGAGCAGACGACCGUGAUCGUCGAACCAGAGCCCAAGAUCUCCAAUGGGGACGUGAUCACCGAGCAGGUGACGGGUUUGCAAGAGCACCAGAAACCAGGAUCAGACCUGGCAGGUCUGAACAUUGUGACAGAGCAACCUGUGAGGUCUGAGCCUCUGCCCUUCAGAGCUGACUCUGUGACUGAGCUGCCUCCUCCUCCUCCAGAAGUGUCAGAUGGAGGACAAGUUGUAGUUGAAGCAUCAAUUGUUCCGGCUGGAGUUGAGCAGGUUUACAACAGUGAAGGAGAUGCUGCAAGUCUAGCAUCAGUAGACAGAUAUGUGUACCCAGAGGCUGUUUCUCCUCUACCAGCUGAGACAGGCUACAAUGUCCAGAGUCUGGAAAGAGCGAGCAGCAUUGGAGAAACACCUUAUGACCCUCACCAAAACAAUGGCUUUGUGAGCAACGGCUACAGUGACACGAACAUGAACGGUGGAAGCGUCGGUGCAAGUCCCACUCCCUACGCAACAGAAGCAUACAAUAGCAACGGAUACACAGGCUACAAUGGGAAUGGCAGCAUCAUCAGCACCAAUGGAAAUGGAAGUACGAUGAACGGCUGCAAUGAAAAUGGCAGCGGUUACAACGGGAACGGCUACAACGGGAAUGAGAACAGCGAUGCGCAGUUUGUCAGGAGGCGACUGCUUCCUUCCAUACCCAAAGGCCGUAAGCCUGCCUUUAACUUCCAGUGUCUGAGGCCACAGAGCAGCGUGGACGACCUCCCCAUCCCAGGAACCUACCAUGGGAACACGUCUCCAUCCAGAUCUCGUCUACAGACCCAGCACAGCCUGGACUCACGGCCCAGCAGCGUUUCUUCGAUGUCAUCCGCCUCCUGGGUGAACACAACAGCAGCUGGCGCCACUCCUGUUCCCGGAAUAAUUGCCCCCUCAGGGCGCAGGGGCAAGCUCAUCUACACUCCCAUGAUCCUGGUGGACGAAGCCACCGGUACCAGUCAGCCGCUGUGGAAUGACGGCUCUGCCAGCCUCCCAGCAGGACGUCGACCCGGCUGGUACCCCGGUCAGACCAGGACCUUCACAAGCGUCAGGAUGCCGCCUCCUGUCAACCAGGGCCUCGUCAACAAAGGCAGCGCAGACAGUCUGGUGGAGUCGAUCUUGAUCUCCGAGGGUCUCGGCGUCUACGCUAGGGACCCGAAGUUUGUGAACUUUGCCAAGCGGGAGAUUGCAGAAGCCUGUCACAUGAGUCUGGAUGACAUGGAGAGCGCUGCUGCUGACCUGAUAGCACGAGGAGCCAGUCAGUCCAUAUCCCGCUUUGAGGACGAGCUGGCCGACGAAAUGAACUGUGUGAUUUCUUACUGAGAUCAGCAACGUGAGAAAGUGAAUUCUGAUUAUGAAGUUUGUAUAAAAAAGGAUCAAAAUCUUUCAUGUGUCGAACAUCCUAUAAGGUAUAUUUUACUUUUUUUGUGAAUGCCAAAACACACACACACACGGAUUGUGGGAGCACAUGUCAGCAUGCGGCAGGACUCAGCUGAUGAACAUUUUGACUGCAGUGUUUCACAGAAGAGUCCUCUGCGGUUCUCAGCGUUACUACAAAGGACUAUUUUUUGCAUUGUACUCUGGUUUUGUACUGUACUUGAAUUGUUGUCACUUUAUACACAUGCAUUCAGUCACAAUCAGCGCAAAUAAUAAACUGUAAAAUAGGAAUAUAUUAAACUCAUACUGUACAUGCAGCUCAAUAGUUCUUUGUACACAGAUUGUGAGUUUCCAGCAGCAGUAGCUAUUUUAGAGAAAUAUUUAAACAUUGAAUAUCCUCUAAGAUGCAACAUGCACCCGUAAAGCAAAACUAUCUAAAUUACAUUUUUGAUUUAUUGUGACUAUCUGGGAGGGAAAAAAAUAAAAAAUAAAAAAAAAGAUUGCAGAAUGUCACUAUUCACCACCCCCCUCUCUCGUGAUCCUUCUUCCCCAAUGCUUAUGUCUUUGUUGCACUGGGUGAUUUACGGUAUUUAGUAUUUAUUAUUGUGGGGUUUUUUUGUACUGGGCUAUUUAGGAUAUUUAUUACUGUGAGGGUUUUUUUGCACUUUAUCAACUGUGCUGUAUGGAUGCUCCGAGCGCAAUUUCGUUGUUCUGUGACAAUGACAAUAAAUAUUCUGAUUCUGA
Messenger RNA from Acanthochromis polyacanthus (spiny chromis), 9774 nucleotides. RefSeq names its product calcium channel, voltage-dependent, L type, alpha 1F subunit a (gene cacna1fa). Gene Ontology annotation, biological process: calcium ion import across plasma membrane. The transcript has 46 exons. Lineage: Eukaryota; Metazoa; Chordata; Actinopteri; Pomacentridae. Gene Ontology annotation, molecular function: high voltage-gated calcium channel activity. The record is from RefSeq and is a predicted model, not a curated record. The coding region runs from base 2599 to 8976 and encodes 2125 amino acids. Gene Ontology annotation, cellular component: voltage-gated calcium channel complex; membrane.